This is a messenger RNA of Lycium ferocissimum, 2425 nucleotides long. Its product is annotated as peptidyl-prolyl cis-trans isomerase PASTICCINO1. NCBI's taxonomy places the organism in Eukaryota, Viridiplantae, Streptophyta, Magnoliopsida, Solanales, Solanaceae. The transcript has 21 exons. The record is from RefSeq and is a predicted model, not a curated record. The coding region runs from base 205 to 2070 and encodes 621 amino acids. Gene Ontology annotation, molecular function: protein binding; peptidyl-prolyl cis-trans isomerase activity.
CAGCUAAAUUUUGUCACUACUCAAGAGUCAGAGCUAAAAGUUGGAAUUUUAAUACUCUGUCAGUGAUUAGUUGGUAAACAAGAAAAUCAAACAUCAAAUCCCAUCACCAUAAUAACAAGUACCCAUUUGAUUUCUAGCCAUUCUUGAUAAAUUUCUUCAAUCUUUUACUUCAAUUUUACAUACCAAUAAAGUAGCUAGAGGAAAAUGGCAGUAGUAAAUGAUGAUGAUCAUGAGCAACAAGUUAAGCAACCAGAAAAGAAGAAACCAGAGACUGAGGAUGAAAAAAGAAGAAAAAAGAUUGUUCCUGGAAGUUUGAUGAAAGCUGUGGUGAGACCUGGUGGUGGUGAAUCAAGACCUGCUGAGGGUAAUCAGGUAAUAUAUCAUUGUACAGUUAGAACGCUGGAUGGAGUUACAGUUGAAUCGACACGGUCGGAGUUUGGAGGCAAGGGUACCCCAAUAAGGCAUGUUUUGGGGAAAAGCAAGAUCAUUUUAGGAUUGCUGGAGGGGAUUCCUACAAUGUUGAAGGGUGAAGUUGCAGUGUUCAAAAUGAAACCUGAAAUGCACUAUGGAGAGAAGGAUUGUCCAGUUGCUGUCCCAGAUAACUUUCCUAAGGAUUCUGAGCUUCAUUUUGAGAUUGAGUUGAUUGAAUUCUCCAAAGUGAAGGUGAUCACUGAUGAUUUGGGAGUCCUAAAGAAGGUUAUCGAAGAAGGGCAAAGCUGGGAAACACCUCGGGAACCUUAUGAAGUAAAAGCUUGGAUUUCGGCGAAGGCAGGGGAUGGCAAAGUGAUUCUAUCACGGACUCAGGAUGAACCAUAUUUCUUCACAUUUGGUAAAUCUGAGGUACCCAAAGGUCUCGAACUGGGAAUAUCAACCAUGCCACGUGGAGAGAAAGCAGUCAUUUAUGUUAAAAGCCAAUAUUAUACAGAAUCUGCCUUAAUGCCUGUGGUAGAAGGUGUUGAUGAAGUUCAUUUUGAGGUGGAACUUGUUCAUUUUAUUCAGGUGCGGGAUGUGCUUGGAGAUGGACGCCUCAUAAAACGUCGAAUACGUGAUGGAAGAGGUGAAUUUCCUAUGGAUUGCCCUCUGCAAGACAGUCUACUGCGCGUACACUACAAAGGUUUUCUUCUUAAUGAAGAAAAGACGGUGUUCUGUGAUACAAAAAUCGACAACAAUGGUCAGCCUUUAGAGUUCAGCUCUGGAGAAGGACUUGUUCCUCAAGGGUUUGAAAUGUCCGUUCGUUUGAUGUUGCCUGGUGAGGUAUCUCUUGUAACAUGCCCACCUGAUUAUGCCUAUGACAAAUUUGAAAGGCCAGCUAAUGUUCCUGAAGGUGCUUAUGUGCAAUGGGAGAUCGAGCUUCUUGACUUUAACACACCGAAGGACUGGACUGGUUUCAGUUUCAGAGAAAUAAUGGACGAUGUAGAAAAGAUCAAAGGCACGGGUAACAGGCUUUUCAAGGAAGGGAAAUUUGAACUUGCCAAAGCAAAGUAUGACAAGGUGCUCCGGGAGUUUAAUCAUGUUCAUCCCCAAGAUGACGAGGAGGGAAAGGAAUUUGCAAACACCAGGAAUUUGUUGCAUCUCAAUGUUGCUGCCUGCUUACUGAAAUUGGGAGAGCAUAAGAAGUCAAUUGAGGCGUGCAAUAAGGUGUUAGAUGCAAAUCCCGUUCAUGUGAAAGCUCUCUAUCGACGUGGGAUGGCCUAUAUGGCUUCUGGAGAUUUUGAAGAAGCAAGAGCUGAUUUUAAUAAGAUGAUGAGCAUCGACAAGUCAUCUGAGGCAAGUGCAAAGGCAGCUCUUUUGAAACUGAAAAAGGAGGAACAGGAUGUUGAGAGGAAGGUUCGUAGGCAAUUUAAGGGACUGUUUGACAAAAGACCUGGUGAGAUCUCUGAAGUCGGGACUAAUGACAGAGGGGAUGACGAGGUUACAGGUGAAAAACUUGAUAAGGAUGAUCUCGACAAUUUAGACGACCAUGAAGAGAGAACUCAUCAGACCACAGCGCCUCCACCUCGCUCAGGUAUUUUUGCCCAAUUGAGAAAGCUUUUCACAUCUGUUGGCCUGAACAGAUGCACCAUAUUGUGAGGAGAUUCAAAACCACGAAAUAUCCUGCAAUGAUCUCGCAACAUCAUUUCGGUUCUGCUCAACCAUUAGGUGGUUUUACAGUCAAUCUCUCCAAAAAGAGAAACAUAGAAGGUGAUUGUUCACUGUGACAACACAAUAAAUUGAUGAAGAUGAGAAAACAGAAGAACAGAAAACUUCUAUUUUUGACAUAGAUGAUGUUGCUGUAGUUGUUCAUAGAUAUUAUGGAGUUAUUGAUCCUGAUAAUGGGAUUUUCUUUUCUACCUACUAGCCCAGAGCAACAGAAAUCUCUAAAUUAUAGCUUUGUGGAGGAUACUAAAUGACUAAUCUGAAUCAUUUCAACUUCUAAUUUACUAAA